Purpureocillium lilacinum is the source of this 1188-nucleotide messenger RNA. RefSeq lists its product as uncharacterized. Lineage: Eukaryota; Fungi; Ascomycota; Sordariomycetes; Hypocreales; Ophiocordycipitaceae. Gene Ontology annotation, biological process: regulation of transcription by RNA polymerase II. The record is from RefSeq and is a predicted model, not a curated record. Gene Ontology annotation, molecular function: zinc ion binding; DNA-binding transcription factor activity, RNA polymerase II-specific.
AUGGCUGUCCGUACCACCCCAGACAGCCAAGCCGGCACGGCAGAGCGCAGCACCCGCAUCGCCGAGGCGGAGAGCCUCACCAACGACACGCCCAGCAGCUCGCCGGAUCGAGUGGACACAAAUGGCGGCGACACGCCCGGAUCAGCUCAAGAGAGGGAGACGACCACAACGGCGACAACACCAGACGCGGAUGAAGAGCGGCCCAAAAAGGUCCGCCGCAAGCCUAUUCCUGGCAAGGGCUUCCGCAAGUCGAGGGCCGGAUGCUUCAACUGCAAACGUCGCCGCGUCAAAUGCUGUGAGACGCGACCAGGCUGCCAGAGCUGUCGCCGCAUGAGACUGGACUGCGUUUAUCCCACCACGACAGCGCUGUACGACUUUCUGGCACACGCCCUGCUCGCCCUCGCGGCACAGCACCUAACUCUCUUCACCUCGUCCGACUACUCCGUUCAGGCUCUGGACCUGCGUAUCUCUGCCCUGCAGGGCCUCAACUCUGCAUUCUCCCGACCCUGUCUCACCGCCGCAGAUGGCGACGCGCGCUGCGCCGCCGCCAUCGCCCUCACAUGGCAGUCGUCAUACAUGAGCGCCCCCGGCUCCCUGCGCGAGUUUCUCGUCACCAUGCGAGGCUGGAUGGUCGUGGCCACCACCAUGACGCCCGAGCCCGACAAGUCGCUGUUUCGAGACUUCACUCGCGAGGCGUUUGUUGGCAGCAUGAGGCAUCACGUCGGCGCCGAGGCUGUCGACACGGGCAACGCUGCGCAAAGCUCAGACAGAGCCGGCGUCAUUGAUGGCUUUCUCGCCUCCCUGGAAAUCUUGCGGCCGCUUUGCGGGAGCAUGACGGAGAGGAGAUACUUGUCGGCGCUGGAAAAGCUGGGCGUCCUGGCUCGCACGUCGCCCCUGGAUGCGUUGCUCCAGAUGGCACCCUGCUGGGCCCUGACGAACAAAAUGACCGAGGACGAGUUUACCGACUUCACCCACCCGUCGAACCACGCCGCCCAGGUCCUGCUGGCCCACUUCCUCAUGCUCGACCGCGCGUUGGAGAUGCACUUUCUCGAGGCCACGGGAAGCAGCCAGUUCACCUUUUGCAAAAAGGUGAGCAAGGUUUGGAUCGCCAACAUGGCGUCCAGCCUACCCGUGGGCUACGAAAAGUACAUGAUGUGGCCACUGGCGCUGGCAACCGGCCGCGUCUAG